Messenger RNA from Strongylocentrotus purpuratus (purple sea urchin), 2785 nucleotides. RefSeq lists its product as uncharacterized. The transcript has 16 exons. NCBI's taxonomy places the organism in Eukaryota, Metazoa, Echinodermata, Echinoidea, Camarodonta, Strongylocentrotidae. The record is from RefSeq and is a predicted model, not a curated record. Bases 16 to 1983 code for a protein of 655 amino acids.
GACUAUUUCAGCAAAAUGGCAGCCUCCAUGCUCACACGCAGAAGUUUGUUUCGUGCAGUACAAUCUGCAAGAUUAUCAUCCCCAACGUCCUUUGCGUGCAGAAAAUUACAAGAUGUUUAUCAAGGUCAUUCUGUGACACAAAGACGAAAUUUCAAUGACCUUCUUGGUGACAAAACUGUGCGGAUUGGGUGUGCUUCUGGAUUUUGGGGAGACACUGCAGUAUCAGCACCUCAGUUAGUUCACCAUGGCAAGAUUGAUUAUCUUGUAUUUGAUUACCUGUCAGAGAUUACCAUGUCCCUUCUUGCUGCUGCCAGGAGGAAAAACCCAGACAUGGGCUAUGCACCCGACUUUGUGCAGGUCAUCAUCAAGCAUCUCUUGCAUGAUAUCAAGAAGAAAGGAAUCAAGGUGAUAAGCAAUGCCGGAGGAAUCAACCCUCAUGCUUGUGCAGCGGCCAUUAAGCAAGUGGCAAAGGAUGCAGAUAUUGAUAUCAAGGUUGCUGUCGUGUCCGGAGAUAACCUCAUGGUUGAUAAAAAAGCUGUGUAUGCCACAAACCCAACAGAUCUUGAUUCUGGAAACCCUUUGCCUGAAUCACUUGUAACAAUGAAUGCUUACUUUGGAGCAACGCCAAUAGCCCGGGCCUUGGACCUAGGUGCUGAUAUAGUUGUGACUGGUCGAUGUGUAGACAGUGCUGUGGUACUAGGACCCCUCAUGCACACGUUUGGCUGGUCACCUGAGGAUUAUAACACGUUAGCUGCUGGCAGUCUAGCUGGUCAUCUGGUCGAGUGUGGGGCUCAGGCCACCGGUGGUGUCUUUACUGAUUGGCAUCUUGUACCUGAUUGGGACAACAUUGGGUUUCCAAUUGUCCAAGUUGCCCCUGAUGGAAAGUUUGUGCUCACCAAGCCCCCAAAGACCGGAGGUCUCGUCAACAAGGCAACAGUUGGUGAGCAGCUGGUCUAUGAGAUAGGAGAUCCCAGAGCCUACAUGCUUCCAGAUGUGACCUGUGACUUCAGCCAGGUCAACCUAACAGAGGUCAAAGAUGAAAAUGGAGAUGGUGUUUUAGUGACUGGUGUGAAAGGCUAUAACCCUAGUGAUAGCUACAAGGUCAGUGCAACAUACCUAGAAGGAUACAGAGCCACUGCUGUAUCUACGAUCGCAGGCCGAGAUGCCAUCGCCAAGGGAAGACGAACAGCAGAAAGCCAAAUCAAAAGGAUACGAAAAAUAUUCAAGAUGUUUGGGAUGCAGGACUUUACCAGAGUUCGUAUACAGAUGAUAGGUUCGGAGGAGACGUAUGGAGCUAAUGCCAGGGACCUUAACCCACGAGAAGCUGCACUCUGGCUAGCCGUAGAGCACCCUCAGAAAGAAGCCUUACGGAUCUUUGCCAUGGAACUUGCCCCUGCUGGAACAGGCAUGGCUCCUGGUCUGACUGGCCUCAUUGGUGGAAGACCCAAAACGUCUCCCAUCUUGAAGCUCCACUCCUUCCUUUAUCCCAAGGACAAGGUUCCAGUGAAAGUUGAUGUUGACGGCACAGAGGAAGACUUCACUGUAUUGUCCAACCCUGGGACAGAAGCUGGCAGAUCCUCUGACCCGGAGCCCGCCCCCAUUGGUGAUCUUGAGACAGGCGACCAGACAUUUGAUGUAGGUCAACUGGCGUACACUCGUAGCGGAGACAAAGCCAAUUCUGCUAAUAUCGGUGUGAUUGCCAGACAUCCAUCCUAUUUGCCUUACCUGAAGAAAGCUCUCACAGCUCAGGCUGUGCAGGAGUACUUCCAGCAUGUAUUCGAGCCAUCUGAAGAAGGAGAAGAAUUGGUCAUCAGGUAUGAUCUCCCAGGUCUGGAUGCCCUUAACUUUAUGCUCAAGAAGUCACUAGGUGGUGGUGGUGUUACUUCCCUAAGGAGUGAUCCCCAGGGCAAAGCAUAUGGGCAGAUGCUCCUAGAUUUCAAGAUUGAGAAUGUUCCUGAUCUUCUCACAAGGGCAAAGGAGUAACAAGUUAGGCAAUGACAAUUUGGAAAUUCCUUGGUGGCACUCAUACUCAGCUGUAUUCAAACAAUUGUGAUUGCAUCUGUUACCAAGGGCAAUUUGUAUACAUUUGCCCAAAUAUUCAAAGUCCUUAAUUUCUCAGUGCAGAAAAGUGAUCUACAGUCAAAGCCCAUUUUAUAAAUCAUGAAGAAAAUAUAACUGUAUUCCUAUAGUGGCCUAUAAUAUAGGCACUUAGUGCUUAAAUCAGUAUUAUAUUGUGUGAGGUUUUUUUGUUUUGGUUAUGAAGACCAGACUUCAAUGUUCUAUGUAGUUGCAAGGAACUCUGUAAGAUCAGUCUACAUUUUUAUGUUUGUAUUAUUGAUCGUUUUGUGAACAAGAAAGUAUACAUCACUCAUGCAAAAUUUCAUGCUGAGUAGACAAAGCUUGCCUUGUUUUAUCGUAUUUGUUUAGUCUGAUUUUCUUCCUUUUUCUGUUACUAUAAUUUUUAAUUUUUUUUUUAAAGUCCCGGUACUUAAAUGUUUCCUUCUGUAUGACAUGUCUCAUUUUAUUUGUACAGAAUUUUAUGUUCAAUUUAAUCAUUUAUUACUCAUUUUAGUCAAGUGUAAACCCAGAGACUUGUGUAGAUUUUUUUUGUGCUACACUUUGUAAAUGUAGAGUAAUCAAAGGGAUCUUUAAUGUGAGGGGUAACCCCAAUAGAGAUGCUCUCUAUUAGAAGUAUAACUGAUUUAUCAUGCUAGUUUCCCUUUCAUCUAUCUAAUAUUAUGUGGCGAUAAUAUACAAGUGUGUGAUAAGAUAUUUUAUUCCUUUA